Molecule: messenger RNA, 1098 nt
Organism: Mirounga angustirostris (Northern elephant seal)
Lineage: Eukaryota; Metazoa; Chordata; Mammalia; Carnivora; Phocidae
Gene: EMC4
Product: ER membrane protein complex subunit 4
Exons: 5
Coding region: 413-721 (102 amino acids)
Biological process (GO): protein folding in endoplasmic reticulum
Cellular component (GO): EMC complex
Source: RefSeq, a predicted model, not a curated record
CCAACCGAGGCCGGCGCUUCAAGUGGGCCAUUGAGCUGAGCGGGCCUGGAGGAGGCAGCAGGUGAGGAGCCCGGGCGAAGCUCGGUAACAAGAGUCUUCACCCCAGAAUUGCCGCGGAGGAAUAGGCCCUGAUCUCUCAGGAGCCGAAGUGACCGGGGCGGUGGCCAGGGAGACUCGCUGUACCCUGUCGGUUACUUGGACAAGCAAGUGCCUGAUACCAGCGUGCAAGAGACAGACCGGAUCCUGGUGGAGAAGGUGCAGAGCUAUAGGUGUCACAGUAGUUCCUAGGCCAGUCCUGACCUACAUAUCCACCGUCCUCUCCCGAGCAGCAUAUGAAUAUCCUACUGUGGGAGUCUUAUCCCUAAUAUUGCGCUGCUGGGACAUUGCCUUGGGUCCCCUCAAGCAGAUUCCCAUGAACCUCUUCAUCAUGUACAUGGCAGGCAAUACGAUCUCCAUCUUCCCUACUAUGAUGGUGUGUAUGAUGGCUUGGCGGCCCAUUCAGGCACUUAUGGCCAUUUCAGCCACUUUCAAGAUGCUAGAAAGUUCAAGCCAGAAGUUUCUUCAGGGUUUGGUGUAUCUCAUUGGAAACCUCAUGGGUUUGGCAUUGGCUGUUUAUAAGUGCCAGUCAAUGGGACUGUUGCCUACACAUGCAUCAGACUGGUUAGCCUUCAUUGAGCCCCCUGAGAGGAUGGAGUUUAGUGGUGGAGGAUUGCUUCUGUGAAGAGGAGAAAGAAGCACCUGGUGCCUGUGUAUCGGGAUCUCAUUUACAACCUUCUUUUGUGCCCAGUGGCUCCUUCUCAGCAUACUAAUUCUUAAAGUUAUCACUCAUGCUGAACAGAACCAAAGCUCUCUUUACUCCAUGGUGAGGAGAUGAAUCCCAGAAAGACAAUGUACGUAUCACUCCAAACACACAAAGAAACUAUACCACAACCCUUGAAUGAAAAUAAUGUAGAAAACUUUAUUUAUGUUUCCAGUACAGAGCAAAACAACAAAUAAAACUGUAACUCUAUGUAAACAAAAUGGUUGCUGCUAAAUCAAGAACCACAGCAGCAUCUCCUUUCAAUAAAUUAAAUGGUUGAGAACAAUGCUUAAAAAAAA